Suncus etruscus (white-toothed pygmy shrew) is the source of this 693-nucleotide messenger RNA. RefSeq names its product CD53 molecule (gene CD53). The record is from RefSeq and is a predicted model, not a curated record. Gene Ontology annotation, cellular component: membrane. NCBI's taxonomy places the organism in Eukaryota, Metazoa, Chordata, Mammalia, Eulipotyphla, Soricidae. The transcript is spliced from 5 exons. The coding region runs from base 1 to 483 and encodes 160 amino acids.
AUGGGAAUGAGUAGCUUGAAAUUGCUGAAGUAUGUCCUAUUUGUCUUCAAUUUGCUUUUUUGGUUCUGUGGCUGCUGCAUUUUGGGUUUUGGGAUCUACUUUAUGGUCCACAACAACUUCGGAGUACUCUUCCAUAAACUCCCCUUCCUCACACUGGGUAAUGUGCUUAUCAUCGUGGGCUCCAUUAUCAUGGUGGUUGCCUUCCUUGCCUGUAUGGGCUCCAUCAAAGAGAACAAGUGCUUACUUAUGUCGUUCUUUGUUUUACUUUUGAUUAUCCUUCUUGCUGAGGUGACCUUGGCUAUCUUACUCUUCCUGUAUGAACAGAAGGGUUGCUAUAUGAAAGCUGAACUGUGGUUUCACUCCAAUUUCCUAUAUAUUGGAAUUAUCACCAUCUGUGUAUGUGUAAUUCAGGUGUUAGGGAUGUCUUUUGCAUUGACCCUAAACUGCCAGAUUGAUAAAACCAGUCAGGCCUUAGGACUAUGACCUACUACUGCAUUGUGCAGGAGAGACUUGUUUCAUCUCUGAAAAUCGAAAACAACCAUAACAUAAAGUACAAAAUGAUGAUCUUCCGGAUUGGAGUCUUUUUUCCCUCUAUCUCUUCCCACUUUGGUCAUCGUUUAUACAACCAUCAAAGAAGGUGUUGGCCAGUCAUUUGCAUCUCAGGCAGCAAGUCUUUAUUCUCUCACUCAAGAC